Molecule: messenger RNA, 997 nt
Organism: Juglans regia (Persian walnut)
Lineage: Eukaryota; Viridiplantae; Streptophyta; Magnoliopsida; Fagales; Juglandaceae
Product: putative glycine-rich cell wall structural protein 1
Exons: 1
Coding region: 89-730 (213 amino acids)
Source: RefSeq, a predicted model, not a curated record
UUCUCAUAGUGAGUACUGAAACAUAGAGAGGAGUCUCAAAAUCAAUACCUAUCUUAGUCAACCCACGUCGAGCUUUCGAACUUCAAAAAUGGCCAGCUCUAGGCUGGUUGGUGCUGCAUUCUUGGUUUUGCUCCUUCUGGACCUUACAUUUGCCGCGAGAUCAUCACCAAAGGCCAUAGAUCGUAAGAGUGUUGGUGGUGGAGGAGGAAGAGGCGGCGGUGGUGGCGGUGGAGGAGGAAGAGGAGGCGGGCCUGGUUCAGGGUAUGGUUCAGGAUACGGGUCAGGGGGUGGUGCUGGAUAUGGUAAAGGAGGAGGAGGUGGUGGUGGUAAGGGAGGAGGUGGAGGUGGUGGAGGAGGGUCCGGGGGUGGUUCAGGAUAUGGGUCUGGAAGCGGUUCUGGGUAUGGCGAAGGAUAUGGAUCAGGUCAUGGUGUCGGAAGCGGACAAGGUGGUGGAGGCGGAGGUGGAGGUGGGCAUGGCGGUGGAGGAGGUGGAGGCUCAGGAAAUGGAAGUGGGUCUGGUUAUGGCGAAGGAUAUGGAAGUGGUGAAGGAUAUGGAGGUGGGGUUGGUGAAGGAGGUCUUCAUGGUAGUGGCCAUGGAGGAGGCGGUGGUGGAGGUGGAGGUGGUGGUGGUGGUGGCGGUUCUGGAAAUGGCUCUGGCUCUGGAUAUGGUGGUGGCUAUGGGGAAGGCUAUGGCUCCGGACAUGGCAAUGGGGAAGGCGAUUUCCCAUGAAUAUAUUUAUACUAGUUUCUUGAUCUUUUGGCCUUUGGAACUAUAGAAUAAAUUGCAGCGGAAUUCACCCCUCAUGCAAUGCAUGUUAUGUUUUGGUGGACGUACGUUGCAAACCCUGCAUGAAAUGUCAGCGCACUUGCACCAUAUAGACUACCGAGAUAUGGUUGCUAGUGUUAUUAGAUAUACCACUACGUACACUAGUCUCUAUAGAAUAAAAGUUACUUUGUUGAUAUUAUUAAUUCGAGAGUGAUGUAACUUUAAGAUUUC